AUGGCUCAACAUCCAGAGUUCCGGAGCUCGUUGCAUCCUCCCUUGGAUUUAUCCCACCACUUUUCGCAAACUACCAAGAAUAGACAGAGUAGCAACGUGAAGGGGCUAUAUAAAUGGUUUCAAAUCCCUGGAAUGCAGAAUGUGGCCGGUGGCCUGCCGCACGAAUCCUACUUUCCCUAUGAUACUCUUGAAGCAGCGGCAGCACGGCCAUCUCGAUUCGACCUACCGGACUCAUCAAAAGGGAAAAACAACAAGCCGGCAGAAUGGCAUGUAACAGUACCCAAGAUCCAGGAUACCACCGAUAUCCUCAAAAAGAUUGAUCUAUCAACUGCUCUUCAAUAUGGUACCGCUGAAGGUUAUCCACCUUUGGCCGCGUUUAUUCGCAAACUUACUCGCGAUCACCUUCAUCCCAACAUCCCCUACGCUGAAGGACCGGAGAUUAUCAUGUCAUGUGGCAACACCGAUGGAUUUGGAAAGGUCAUCGAGGCUCUUACUAAUCCCUGGAACAAGACAAGGGAUUGGAUUCGAGACAAAGAGGGUGUUCUCUUUGAGGAGUUUGCCUAUAUGAAUGCUGUGCAGACAGUUCAGCCCCGUGGUCUUAAUAUCGUUACAGUUGCUGUGGACGCUGAUGGAAUGAAGGCUUCUGGACCAGGCGGUUUGGCCGAUGUGCUUGAAAAUUGGGACUUUAGCCAGGGAAGAUGUCCGCAUCUGAUGUACACUGUGACCCUCGGCCAGAAUCCUACCGGUAGCACAACCUCCAUUGAGCGUCGCAAGGAAAUCUAUGCCUUGUGUCAGAAAUACGACAUUAUCAUAAUCGAGGAUGAACCCUACUGGAAUCUUCAAUUCCCCUCGUCAAGGAAACAUGCCGCCAAAUAUCGCGGGGAUGCUGUACAGGCAGAUUUGUUCAACCGAAACUACAAUGCACACGGUCGAUCUUCCGGCUACGAAUUCCUGGACAGCCUCGUGCCAUCCUUUUUGUCAAUUGAUGUGGAUGGCCGUGUCGUACGUUUAGAUACAUUCUCCAAGACCAUCGCACCCGGUUGUCGUCUAGGCUGGGUUACCGCCCAGCCAGCUAUUAUUGAACGUAUAGCGCGCAUCACCGAGACCUCAACCCAGCAACCUUCGGGCUUUGUCCAAGUCAUGGUCGCACAGUUGCUACUGCAACAACAAAGCUCACCCGCAGCACGCAAAGCGACUGAUAAAGAUAACCUAGGCUGGACAUUGGACGGAUGGAUCCAAUGGCUCGAAGGACUACGAGAUGCCUACGAGCGUCGCGUACACGACAUGUGCAGUACCUUAGAAGAAGGUCGAACUGUCGCCAUUGACAAACCUGCCCCUGCCGCCAAGCACAGACGUGCCCCCAGUAACGGCGGUCUCGAUAGCUGGUCCGUCGUCAGCAAAGUACCCAUGUACGACUUCAACUGGCCCCUUGCUGGAAUGUUCAUUUGGAUCAAAAUCCGCUACGACACGCAUCCUUUACUCGAAAUAUAUGGCGCUGAAAAAGUUUGCAAGGCUCUAUGGCUCUUCCUACUUGAAAAACCUUUCUUAGUCCUUUGCGCUCCUGGUACAAUGUUCGCGCCUACUGAAGCCAUACGUGGUCGCGCAUCUAAGUAUUUGCGUCUUUGCUUUGCCCCCAUGGCUGAAGAUGCGGUUACGGACAUUUCGCAGCAUUUCGUGGCGGGAUGUAGAGCGUUUUGGCAGUUGGAGAAUUUUGAUGAUAUUCCUGGUUUGGAUGAUCCUAUCAUGCCUGAAAUGAUGGGUAUGCAGAUGUGUUAAAUACUUUUUCUUCUAAUGAUUUUACGACUUGAGUUCUGGGUUUGAUACGUACAGUUCGCCGUUUUCGCCUAUAUAUAAGAGCUAUUUAGUGCUUUACUUAGAUUGUAAAAAUUGGUUUUUGAAUAUAGGAUCUGAUGGCUAUUAUU
Molecule: messenger RNA, 1922 nt
Organism: Talaromyces stipitatus ATCC 10500
Lineage: Eukaryota; Fungi; Ascomycota; Eurotiomycetes; Eurotiales; Trichocomaceae
Product: aromatic amino acid aminotransferase, putative
Exons: 3
Coding region: 1-1776 (591 amino acids)
Biological process (GO): biosynthetic process
Molecular function (GO): transaminase activity; pyridoxal phosphate binding
Source: RefSeq, a predicted model, not a curated record